Venturia canescens is the source of this 2926-nucleotide messenger RNA. It is a transcript of the gene Art3, whose product is annotated as arginine methyltransferase 3. Gene Ontology annotation, molecular function: protein-arginine N-methyltransferase activity. Gene Ontology annotation, cellular component: nucleus. The record is from RefSeq and is a predicted model, not a curated record. Gene Ontology annotation, biological process: peptidyl-arginine methylation. The transcript is spliced from 8 exons. NCBI's taxonomy places the organism in Eukaryota, Metazoa, Arthropoda, Insecta, Hymenoptera, Ichneumonidae. Bases 579 to 2183 code for a protein of 534 amino acids.
UUCGAAAAAAAGUUUUCAAAAAUAGUUUGUAAAUAAAAAAUAGACCGACAAAUGAUUGCGCUUAUUCGACCAGGCAUUUGAAGUUUCAUAUCACAAAAUUGAAAAAAAUCAGUUACUCGCACGGAUAUUUGUUUGUGAUUUUUCUAAUUAUUUAAUAUAUUUCCGACAAGUUUCGAUGUUAAUCCGACAAUCGUCGACAAGAGUCCGACAAACGAUUUACCCUAAGAAAAAGUCAGAAAUACAAAAUCAGUCGGCCAAGUUCACGGAAGUGGUUGUUGUGGGAUGUUGGGGAAAAAAAAGGUUAAACGGAGGCUUAUGAUAAGAAAAAAACUUGAUCUCCGUAUAGCGCUCAGGUAGUCGCGAGCACGUGUAUGUCUUAUUCCUGAAGGUUGGGAAAAAGAUUCUAAACUCGUUUGAAUAAUGAAUUUAUCGUCCAAGCCCUACGAGGGAACAAUAAGAUACUAAUAUUAGGAGAUAAGGAUACAUCAAGAAUUAUACCUUUGGAACGGACACUUUAAGAGUAUCUUGUGACAUUGUUAAGUUUUCAAUUACGAAAGUUUACAUAUUAUCUGAGUAUAAUGACAGAAGAAAUUUCAGGGAAAGUGGAUAAGAUGGAAUUGGAAGCAAGUGAUUGCGACAGCAGUGACGAUUGGGAUGAGGGAGAGUCAACUCAUUGUGGUCUGAUUACCUGCCUUUUUUGCAAAGAGGAAUUUAAACUGUACAUCGAAGCUACUUUGCACCUGCAAACUGCCCAUAAUUUCAACUUAGCCAAAGUUGUUAGAAAAUUGGGUCUGGAUGAUUACACGUACAGAAAACUUGUUAAUUACAUCAGGCUAGAAAAUUCAAAACCAUCCGAUAUUAUGAACAUGAAGGAUGGUCAAGCAUGGGAGAGCAAUGAGUACUUAAAGCCUGUUGUGCAGGAUGAUGGAUGGUUGAUGCUAGAUAUCGAAGAUAUAGUAGACGACAGAGGAGAGAAAGAUGAGGAGAGACCAAGUAGACAAACAGCUUAUCCAGUUAAUUCCGAAAACGGCUGUGUCACAUUAUCAGAAACACAUUUUGCUGAAUUACAGAGAACAAUACAAUCGUUAAAAGCGCAACUAGAGCAGCGAGAAAUAGUUUGUUUUUUAGCAAAACAACAAAUUGAAGAAAUGCAACUCAAAGUCAAAUCCAUAGUUCUAGAUGACGACAACGACAAAGAUAGAACAUCGAAAUCCGUUAAAAGUAUCCGUGCCAAUGAUGAUGAUGGAUAUUUUAGCACGUACAGUCAUUUUGCCAUUCAUCAUGAAAUGUUGACAGAUACGGUACGAACCGAAACCUACCGUGAUGCCUUGCUGACAAAUUCAAACAUGUUUAGUAAUUGUGUGAUGUUGGAUGUUGGAUGUGGCACUGGCAUUCUCUCUAUGUUUGCAGCUAAAUCAGGCUGUCGGAAAGUAAUCAGUGUCGAUCAAUCAGAUGUAAUUUACCACGCAAUGGAUAUAGUGAGGGAAAAUAAUCUGGACGACAUAAUUCAGUUAAAAAAAGGUCGAUUAGAGGAUAUCGAUCUCGGUGUUGAAAAGGUUGACGCUAUAGUCUCCGAAUGGAUGGGAUAUUUUUUAUUGUUUGAAGGCAUGCUGGAUACAAUUAUUUACGCGAGAGAUCAUUAUCUCGUUCCAGGUGGCAAACUUUUACCGAGCAGAUGUACAUUGAGCAUUGUGGGAAGUGGCGACACAAAACGUUAUAUAGACUUGGUGGACUACUGGUCAAAUGUUUACGGCUUUAAAAUGAGUUGCAUGAAAGCCAAAGUCGUAAAAGAGCCGAGUAUCGAAAUAUCGAACGUCAAGGAUUUGGUUACGAAUAUCACGGAAAUUCAAGCUUUCGAUCUCUACAGCGUUGACACAAAUUGUGUCAAUUUCACAGCCCCCUUUGAAUUUACCAUAACAAAGACUGGAUCACUAACUGCCAUAGUCGGAUAUUUUGACGUUUUUUUCAACGGUUUGGACAAUCCAAUAUCGUUUAGUACCGGGCCACACGCACCAGCGACUCACUGGAAACAAACUGUUUUUUCUCUCACCGAACCGAUCAGUAUAACUGAAGGUGAAGUAAUUUGUGGGAAAUUGAUUUGUCGGAGGCACGUUAAGGACGUUCGAGGACUAAUAGUAACCAUUUGCAUUAAGAAUAUCAGCCAGGUUUAUUACUUGGAUUAAUAUCACUGCCAAAUACAAUGAAUCACGUAGCCACGAUAAUGACUUCGUAGGAGGAGUGAGUGCCAACGAUUUAUUAAUUCCACAAGAGAACAAAUUAUUCGAAAUAUUGAAAAAUCUCAAAACAUAAGAAUAGAUUAAAACUGGUUACUUCGAUUCGUUCCAUGAUUCGAGGGAUCAGGAUACCUCAAUUAGAGAUAAGAGGACAGUUUGUAUUCUUAGUAAACGCACACGGAGCGAUUUGAAAAAUAAUAUCGAAUGAGCUUGUGAUUGAAAAAAAAAACAUUGCUCACGUGCCUUUGAAAAAUUUCCAAUUCCAACUCUCUAGCAUGGUUAAUAUUCUUGGUCCGUAUAGUGAUCGAGUUCCUGAGCUUACAACUUCUCCAUUAUGUAUUUUGAAAAUCAUUAGCGGUAUGACACGAUACCUUACAAGUCUUAGCAUCGUAUAAGCAGCAUACAACGUGAUUACGAAAAAAAAAAAAAAAAAAACAAGAAAUUCACGAUUGACGGACCUAGUAAAAUCUACCUCUGUUAAGCUACAAUAAUAAAUACAAAAAUAUAAUAAUUCUGUUCGUCUUCGGUAUCAACAUGAAUUCCUUCUAUCAACACAUUGCUCAUAUAACUACGAUAGAUUAUCCUCUUAAUAAGUAUGUACCCUGACCAAUGUACAAAACAGUUUAAAAAAAGGUCAUUGACCGUACACUUAGUUCUGGAAAACAGUGAAUUAAAGAACAUUGCUUCAACAA